Messenger RNA from Penicillium brevicompactum, 2304 nucleotides. RefSeq lists its product as uncharacterized. The transcript is spliced from 2 exons. Gene Ontology annotation, biological process: regulation of DNA-templated transcription. Gene Ontology annotation, molecular function: zinc ion binding; DNA-binding transcription factor activity, RNA polymerase II-specific. The coding region runs from base 1 to 2304 and encodes 767 amino acids. The record is from RefSeq and is a predicted model, not a curated record. NCBI's taxonomy places the organism in Eukaryota, Fungi, Ascomycota, Eurotiomycetes, Eurotiales, Aspergillaceae.
AUGGCUACUAGUGUUUAUUUGUCCGAGACUCCCCCAUCAAAGCGCCGAAAGGUCCGAAAAGGGACUCGAAGCUGCUGGGAAUGCCGACGGCGAAAGGAAAAGUGCACCUUCGGCUCAUCCACGGACAUCUGCAUCAAAUGCCAUCGCCGUGGUACAAAAUGUGUCGGUCAAGAAUUUCCAGAAGAUACCUCAGAACCUUUGGAUCACAGCUUUCAAGUGGGAGAUCAAGUGACGAGAGAGGAAGCUUCAGUUGAUCGGCUGUGCAGGGAGCGUGGCAAUGAUCCGGAGACUUCUGCACAACCUGGGAGAACGUUGACUCGCAAUGUCCAAACACCCCGUCCAGCUCCACUCCUUACUUCUUAUCUCUCCCCUGUAUCCAUAGCCCCAGUAGAGAAGGAAACAGCUGGAUUUGAAAUCCUCCAAGGCAACUCAAAACAAACCCGUUACUUACCAAAGCCGACAUCGAGACUCACAGAGUUGUCUCACAAUCUAUAUCAACUCCUACCUUCCAGCGAGGAUGCUGCCCGGAUCAUUGAAUCAUGUGGCAGCAUCUCCACUCUCUUCUAUCAAAUGAACGUCACUUCUUACGGUGAACUCGAUCGCGAUGGGUCUAAGUCCCCCCAAGUUCUUUUUGAACGACCUGAGUCAACCAAGCACCCUACCCUGAUAGCGAGAUAUAUGCUCUAUAUCGCAAAUCUCCUGCAGCACCUGCACCCAGCCUCGCAUCCGAGGUUAUACGAACUCUCGGAGUUGCCCCACCAGAUCACAGAUCGACUAACAAAAAGUGCUUGCAGCCUUGUGAUUACCAACGAUGACCUAGUCACUUGUGUCGAAGGAGUUGAAUGCAUGAUGAUCCAGAGCUGGUUUCAGGUGAACGGCGGCAAUCUGAGAAAAGCUUUGAUCACAGUACGUCGAGCGAUCACUAUUGCGCAACUCAUGAACUUCCAUCGACCCGGCGAUCACACCAAGUGCAAAUUUGUCGAUUCGAAAACUAAGGUUCACCCACAAUUCUUAUGGUUCCGAUGCGUAUCGCUCGAACGCCACAUAUGCAUGAUGCUGGGCCUUCCUCAGGCAACACUUGACCGCAGCAUGGCCUCGAGAGAGCACUUCGAGAGUGACAUACCGAUGGGACGUCUUGAGCGAAGACAUUGUGUUAUCGCCUCGCGCAUUCUCGAGCGCAACAGUUCCAAUCAAUCUUUCCACAACUACUCCUUGACUCGGGAGAUAGAUAGAGACCUGCAAAAAGCAGCGGCGGAGUUGCCAUGCAGAUGGUGGCUCGCCGCGGAUUUGGCUAUCGUUCGAGAUCAACCAGAUGCUCUUUUUUGGGAAAUGAGACGACUCUUUCAUCAACUGUAUCAUUACAACCUGCUGGUACAGCUGCAUUUGCCUUACAUGGUCAACUCGUCAACAGAUCCGAACUUUUACUAUUCACGCAUUGCUUGUGUGAAUGCAGCUCGUGAAGUGCUCGUUCGAUUCCUCGCAUUCCGCAACUUCAACCAAUUUGCGUUCUCCUGCCGGACAUACGAUUUCUUCGGUUUGAUGGCAGGUAUGACUUUACUUAUUGCUCAUCUUGAGGAACAUCGGCGCAGCGCAGUUACCCGUGACUUGUUGAUAGGGCAGCCCACGAUGACCCCAGACAAUUUGCUGGCCCAUCAACGACCGGGUGACCGUGCGCUGGUUGAGCAAAUCCAAGAGAGCAUGGAGCAAGCCAGUCGAAUAGAUGACGACAUUUUGAGAACAGAAUCCUCAGAUUUGUUAAAUCGCUUGAUGAAGAUCGAAGAUAUGGCAAUGGAUAAGAAUAGCUCCUUCUCGAAAAACCCACCCGGCCACGCAGCAUCAGAGCUCCAAAAGGUUGAAGCCGAUCCCAUCCAUCUUCAAGUCCCACAUUUGGGUGCCAUUCAGGUCACAAGCAACGGCGUUAUCUCCAAAUUUUCCAACUCUCGGAUCAGCUCCAAAGAUCUUGAUCAGGCCGGACCUAAUUCCACUGUGGAUGACGCGGGUGAUCAGGCUCGCAGCUCCAAUCACCUCGAUGCAACUUCGCACCCUGCGGUCACCAACUCUGGUGGCUUGGAUGAUUUUUCACAUUCAGAAUCUUCCACUCAGCUCGCCAAUGAUCUUUAUGGUCAAGUCGCAACGCCUUCUAUAUCUCAGUGUUCGAAUUUCACGGAUGGGUUCUCAAUGAUGGGAGGUGGUGAUCAUCUACCCACAGAUGGCAUUGACGAUUGGAUACUUCAGGGAGUCGAUGUUGCCUUUUUCGAUAAUUUAAUGAGGUGGAGUGGAGAUGGUGGUAGCUGUGACGAGUAG